This is a messenger RNA of Iphiclides podalirius (scarce swallowtail), 1032 nucleotides long. Lineage: Eukaryota; Metazoa; Arthropoda; Insecta; Lepidoptera; Papilionidae. The record is from the annotation of a GenBank genome assembly.
AUGAGUUACCUGGAAAAAAUAGAUGGAUACUUCGAUUCCUUGAAAAUUGGAAAAAGUGCCGUGGUCGAUUCUUGGUUCAUGAUGUCCAGUCCAAUUCCUAUCCUGUCGGUGAUAGGCGCUUACCUAGUAUUCCUGCGUGUUGGACCCAAAUUGAUGAAAAACAGGCCACCGUUGAAGAUGAACAAAGUUAUAAGCUACUACAACGCCGCUCAAGUCGUGCUAGCAGCAAUGAUAUGUAUGAAGGUCUUCAAGUUGAAUUUGUUCCGAGACGGUAUAAUUUACGCGGGCUGCCGGUAUCCCUCCAAUACACAAAACCCUUUGCUCCUCGACUUGGGCUGGUGGUAUUUUUUCGCAAAAUUCACAGAGCUACUGGACACUGUGUUCUUCGUGUUGAGAAAGAAAAACAAACAGCUGACGUUCCUCCACGUGUAUCACCACGUUAUUAUGGCGCUCUACUCCUGGAGCUAUCUCAAAUUUGCUGCUGCUGGCGAAGGGGCGGUUCUAGCUCUCCUGAAUUCUGGCGUUCAUGUUGUCAUGUACACGUACUAUUUGCUGUCGGGGCUGGGCCCUCAGUUCCAAAAGUACUUAUGGUGGAAGAAGUACGUUACAACGAUGCAGUUGAUCCAGUUCGUCCUUAUGCUGUCCUACUGUGCGUGGACGUAUUUCUCACCGCGGUGCCAAUAUGAACCCGGUUUCACUUACUUCAUUUCUGCUAACGUCACAAUAUUUCUAAUUCUUUUCAUUAAUUUCUACACAAAAAAUUAUAAGCUGCUCAAGAACAAGGAACUCAAAGCAAUGUAUGACAAGGUUAAAAAUAACACAGAGUCAAACGGCGUGACAAGAAAGCUUAGUGACAAUGAGAUGGAAUUGACGGGUGAUAUAUGCAAAGGCAUUCCUAAUUUGGAAGACAGCCCGUGUGAAGUUGAAAAAGCGUGCGGAGAUUUUAUAAAAGAUGGCAAAGCGUACCUUACUCGACGUUCCGCCAAAUGCGCUUUCAGUUCAGAAUGUGGCAUUGAUCGUAUAAUAAAGAAA